AUCAGUGGAAGGUGGAUGUGUGCAAAUCUUGUGCUGAGUGCAGUGCAGCUACAGAAAUGGUUUGCUCACUUCAGACAGCGAAAAACAAAAAGUGACAACACGCAGUCGCAGAAAAAGGCGGCGAAGAGGAAGGGUGCGUCUGACCACCCACAUGAUGCUGUAAAGGAAGAGUGCAUGAUAAUGGCCCAGGAUUCUGAUGUUCUUACAGACCUUGAUAUAAGUCUGAAGAAUAAGACUGAAGAGACAAAGACACAAUUUGAGACUAAGGAAUAUGAUCAGCUUGAUGUCCAGAUGUGUCAGACUAGAAUUGUGGAGCAGGAAAGAACACUUCUGGAUAAAGGGGAAGCAACUGAAGGACUCACUAAAGAGGCGGGUGACUUAUUGGAACAACUUGCCCAGCAUAGUGGGACUACGCAUAUUCAGGAGCUGGAGAUGGCUAUCCAGGAACGGAAUGAGAUAAUAGCUCAACUGACAAGUAACCUUCAGCAGGCAAGGCAAAAUCGGGAUGACAUUCAGAAAGAGGCAUCACUUCUAGCUGAUCAGAUUCAUGGUUUACAGCUUCAGUUACAAGAGGCUAAUGAGCUUCUGAAGAGUAGAAUUCCUGGAAAAAGUGAAUUGUCUCAAGCCCAGGAGCAGAUGACUGUAUUUCAGAACAAACUCAAGGAACAAAGUUCUCAAUUACAAAUAAUGCGUCAAAAAGCACAUGACCUGGAACUUCAAUUGGAGUCUUCUCAAAAGAAUGCCAAAGAUAAAGAAAUUCUGCUUUCACAAAUGGAAGAGAAUCUGAGUAGUACAAUGCAACAGAUGUACAACAAUAUAGGAGAAAAGGAAGAAACCAUCAAGGAUCUUCAAGAUUUAAUUACAUCAGAAAGGUCUAAUUUAUCUCUUGUACGACACACACUUUCUCUCCGGGACACAGAGAUAAGGGAGUUAAAAGACGAAAUUGGUAGAUCUAGGGUGAAAGAACAGGAACAUAUUGAAGAAUUGAAAGCAAAUCAUGAAAAUGAUAUUUGUAAACGGUUACAAGACUUGAGGACUGAGUUGGAAGACUGUUACAGAAAAGAGAUAGUAAGAGUUAAGGAGACUUGUGAAGAAGAGAUGAAUAAAAAAUACAAGAAUGAACUUCAACAUAUAAAAACAGAACUCUCUGCUUUGAAUUCUAAUAAAGAUUUUCAGAAUUUAAAUGCAAUAAUUAUUGAUUUAAACAGUAAACUGCAUGAGUCAGAAAUUAAUAGAGACAACUUGUGCAAGCAACUUAAAAAGCAAAUGGAGGAUUUUCAGAGAGAAAGAUCUGAAACUGAGCUGAAGAAUAGGGCUUUGAUAGAAGACCUCAAAUUACAGUUUACUAAUGCAGAAAAACAGGCUAAGGAAGCACAGGAAACUAAACAAGAAAAAGAGCAUUUGAAUGAUGAAAUCCAAAAGCUCAACUCCUUCAUCCAGGAAUUGAGUGAAAAGCUGCUUCUUGAGGCAAAAUACAACAAAGAUUUGAAGCAUAAGCAUGAGGAAGAAAUAACUAUCUACAAUAUAAAGUUAAAAAGGUUAGAGCAGGAGGAAAAAUUGUUACAGGAGGUGUCAGAAUCACAAAAAGCAGAGCUUGAAAAGAUGCAGAGUAAAUUAUGCCAGCAUGAAGGUGAAAUACAGUUAGUUCGUGAAGAACUAGAGUACCAACAUGGCUUGCGAGUGGACUCUCUUAAAAGUGAACUAGAAAACACACAGAAAAAUAUAAAGAUCCAAGUGAAGGAGGACCAUAAAAGUUAUGAAGCUGAUAACAUUUCUGAAGAAAAUAUGGUAGAACUUGGAUCUUUGAUUGAAGAUGUAGACAUGUUAGCUAAAUAUCUUGUCUCCACUGAGAAACAGGAACAGUCCUGCAUGUCAGACAACUCAGAACUUCUUGACACUGAAGAGGGCAGGCUUGAUAGAUUUGUGCUAAAUAGCAACAUCUUUUUAAAACCUAACUUGGACUCUACAACAGAUAAGUUGAUGUUUGGCCCUGGUGAACAAACGUGUCUUAAUAGUGUACAUCAAGGGACUUCUGAUGAAAUAGAGCUAGAAGCUGAGAUUUUUGCUUCAUGUUUGUCAGGUGGUUUCUUGCUGCGAAAGGAAAUAAGUGACAGUGAGGAGGUAAGGGAUCAAGAGAAAGCCGGUUUGAUGGAGAGAUGUGUUGAGCUAAUAAAGCAGCUCAGUGAACAUCAAUCAGCACUUAACAAAUCUUAUCAGGAGACCCAAGAAGCUCUUGAAAAAUGGGAAAAAGCAACAGCUGAACUGUCCACGACACAUUUAGAACUGAACAAGGAGCGAGAUGCACGGAUUCGUUGUGAAGAAGAACUUGAUCAAAAAGUACAGAAGGAGAAAGAGCUUGAAAAUAAAAUAAACUUUCUGGAAAAGCAGGGUGAAGACCGAGAUCUGACAGUUUGUAUUGAAGAACUAGGUCUUGGAAUACAGGCUUCAAAGUCACAUACUUGGCAGGAGAUGAUCAAAGACCUGGAGCAGGAAAGAAAAACAUUGAUGAUGCAAUUGAGGGCUCAGGAGCAAUUAGUGAAGGAAGUUCAAGAACAGAAAACUGCCUCUGAUUCAGUUACAAAUGAAGUACAGUCCCUUUUUGGACGUCAACUAGCUGCUUUACAAAGCCAAAGGGAUCAAAUGCAAGCCCAGCUUGAUGCUCAGAAGGUCAAAAGCCAGACUAUAGCUGAACUUCUUGGUCAAAAAACCGUGUUAGAAGAGGCAUUACUGAAAGAACAGAAAGCUCUCAAAGUUGAAAUCAGUAAUAAAGAAGAAAGCUUAGCACUCACACUUAAGGAGAAUAUAACCUUACAAGAAAGAUUGUGUGCAGCAGAACAGAAUCUAAUAAAAGCAGAAAAAGCUCUGGAAGAUAAUCUUGAAAGAAACAUAUAUGAUCUUAAUAUGAAAAAGAAAAACUUUGAUGAAGUGCUAGAGUGCGAAAGAUUGGAGUUUGAGGAGAAAUUGAAAUCCAGGAACUUGGAACUUCAGAAACUUAACUUUGAAAUACAGGCCAAAAAAAUGGAAUACAUCCAGAAAGAAAAUAAACUGACUGAAGAAGUUGCUUAUUUGAAGACGCUUCAGGUCGAAUUGGAGAAUCGUCUUCAGGAGACUGUGCAGAAGUCUGCACAAGCCAUGCAGGAGGUACAGUCUGAGAUGAGAUAUUAUGAAGAGGAAAUUAGCAAAAUGGCAUCACAGCAUCUUUCUGAAAUAACUAAAAUGAAUCUGGUACACCAGAAAGAGAUAGAAGAGCUGAAUGUAGAAAUAAAAGAGAAUGUGGAAAAACAGCAGAAGUUGGAGGAGGAAAGAAAAGAACAGAUAGGAUUAAUUAAAAAGGUUCACGAACGAGAACAUGAUCGUGAAAUUGCGGAACUAAUUUUUAAACAUGAAGAAGAAAUGAAGGAGCUACGGGUUGAACUAAUUAAGGAACAGCAGCAACUAUUGGAUGAACUUCAGCAACAAAUGGAACUUACAUAUAAAACAGAGAUGCAGCAUGCUCAGCUCCAGUCACAGACAGUGCACAAUCUUGAGUUGGAAGCUUUACGACUAAGUCUGACUAAUAUGCACACAUCUCAGUUGGAGUUGAUGCAGUCUAACUUGAGAAAAGAGAAAGAAACUGCCCUUGUGGAUUUACGAGAGAUGCUUAAUGAUAAGCGUGCUCAGGAAGUAGCAAUUCUGCAGAGCCGACAUCAGUUUGAGUUGGAGCAUAUUAAAGAACAAAAUCUGAAGGAAAAAGAAGAAAUUGUACUGAAACAUCAACAAGAACUAGAUGAUGAGAGGAAGAAAAUAGAAUUGGAAAUGGAAAAGAAACAUACCCAGACACUGGAGACUCUUGGAGGAGACUGGGAACUGAAAACAGAAACCUGUUUAAAAAACAUCCGUGAAGAGCUAUCAGAAAAACAUCAGACUGAAAUGGAUGAACUGCGAAAAGCUCUGAAACUGGAACUAGAAAGAGUUGAAGAGGAGCUGAACAGUCUGUCUCUUAAAAGGGAACAGGCAGAAAUGAAAUGUAACGUCUUGGAGAAUGAACACAAGAUGGCAAUUACAAAACUACGUGAACAGCUGCAGAUGGAAUAUGAGCAAUGUCUAGAAAACUUGAAAAUGAAAAGCAAGGAAAGAGAACAGGAGAUGCAGAAGGAGAUGGAGAAACUUCAGGACACAUAUGAAGAAUUCAAAACCCGAUCACAAGAAGAAGUCAAACAGCUUUGGUCUCAGCUUGAUAGUACACGAGCAAGUCGACAGGAGCUAAGUGAGUUAAAAGAACAGCUUCUGGCUCGCACAUCCCAUGUGGAUGAAAUAGAACGGUUAAAGCAAGAUUUUGAACAGCAGCGGCAGCAAAGAAGAAUUGAACAUGAAUCCGAAUUGGAACAGCUGAGAAUUUAUUUUGAAGAAAAAUUAGGGGCAGCUGAAGAAAACUACAGAGAAGAACUAACUCUGCUGCAUCAGAGGCUGCAAGAAUUAAAGGAAUACUCAUUGUUGGAGUCAGAGAUAAGUCAAGAUCAGCCUUUAGAUAUUAGCUCCUCGGUCACACUGUUAGAAGAGGCAAGUGAAAAGGAGAGAAGGGAUAUACUUGACCAACUAACUCAGCAACUGGAGCAGCACAAGGAAGAACUUACUUGUUUGCGACUGCAAUUGGAGGAGAAACACAGGUGUGAGAUAGACUCCUUAAGAUCUUCCCUUGCACUGCAAUAUAAGGAGGACCUAAUGAAGAUGAAGAUGGAUCUGUCAGACAGAUAUAUCUCAGAAAUUGAGGAAUUAAAAAAGAAACAUUGUCUAGAUCUUGAACAACUCCGUGCCAAGAUUUCAGAAGAGCACAUCAAAGAAAUUACAAAAUUGCGUCUACAAAGUGCUCAAGAUGCAGCACGCCAGGUUGAAGCAGAAGUUGCUGAAAGAGUAUGUGUGCUGGAGAACGAGCACAAAGCUAAACUCUCCGUCCUUCAGUGUGAGAGACAGCACGUUGCAGAACUGCAACUAGAAAUACAACACUUAGAGAGAGAGAUUACUAAGCUAAAAGACAUGGGCGUUCAGCAUGAAAGCCAUCUGGAAGAGGAGCUGGAAAAGAUAAAACGCGGACUUGUUGACGAUCACAAGAAAGAAUUAAAAAGAGCUAGAGAAGAGGUACAGCGAAUGGCAGAAAUGCACAAAGAGAAAGAGGAGGAAUGGAAGUGUGAAAGAGAAGCCUUGAGUAUUAAAGCUGAAGAGAAGUUAUCUCUGUUACGUAUAGAACUUGAAAACAAGGCAGAGUAUGAGAAACAAACUUUGCAAAAGGAGUUUGAACUUCGUGAAGCUGAAAUGAAUCAGCUUAAGGAUCAGCAGGCUGCCAGAAUUGUAGAAUUGGAAAAGUCCCUUAAGGAGCAGCAGAACAGUUUGCGGCAGCUAGAGGAUAGCUUAGCGAGUAUUCAAGCUACACAGAAAACUCAGGCGCAGUAUGACAGUGAACUACAAGCUGCUAAGGCACGCAUGGAAAAAGACUUGGGAAAAGCCACAUUUGAACUUCAAGAAGAAUGUGCAAUUAAACUUACGGAAGCACAGAACAAAUUUAUGGAGGAACACAAAAUUAUGACCCAGAAAUUCACCACAGAACAAGAGUAUCUACUUCAAGAGUUGAAAGGGAAGCAUGCUGAUGAGCUAGAACUCCAAAGUCGUCAACUGCAGGAGAAGCAUAAGCAACAGAUUUUAUCUCUCACAGCUGAGUUACAGACCAAGCACCAAGCUGAAAUGGAAACACUUAAGUCUGCCUUACAAAGCAAACAGCAGGCUCAGUUUGAAGCUCAUAUAGGUGACCUGCAGGCAAAGCAUCAAGCACACGUUGAUGGAAUGGAAGCCAAACACUUGUCAAAUCUGGAUUCUUUGGAGUGUUCGUACCUCUCUGAAAUUCAGAUUAUACGAGAUGAGCACAAACAAGCUGUUGAGGAUCUACAGAGGCAUUUCACAGAACAGCUGCACGAGAAGGAUAAGGCAAAUCAAACAGUUUUGACUCAUGAAAUAGAAAGGCUCAAAUUAAAACAUGCUGAAGAGCUGCAGCUUUCACAAGACGAUCUGAAAAUUGAGCUAGCUACUGUUCAUAUUGAAAAGCUUAAAGCCAUGGCUGCUGAGCUGGAAGAAGCUCAUAAGGAGGAUUUGAACAUAGCUCUUCAAAAUCAAAGAUGUAUGUUGGAAGAAGAAAAUCAUAAAGCUCUGAUGGUAUUGCGUGAAGAAGUAUUACAUAUGGAGGAACAUCAUAAAAAAGCACUUAACGACCUGCAAGAUCUCCAUAUGGCAGAAUUUCAGAAACAGAAAGAAGAAUAUUCUAGGCAGCUGCAGGAAGAGCUAGAGAAGCUAAAAGCUCAGCAUGAACAUGAACAGAAGAUGUAUGCCUCUUCUUCUGCCUCUGAAGUGGAAAAUGUGCGAACAGCUCUCCUAGCUCAGUUUGAAGAGCUGAAAUUGAAACAGCAGCUUCAAUUCCAAGAUGAGAUCGAGUUGCUCAAAUGUCAGUCUGAGGUUUUAUUGGAACAGCAGAUUACACAGCUAAAGGAGGAAUUUGAAGUUGAAAGGAAGACUGACUUGCACAGCAAGGAGCAGAUGUUGAUACAAGAGACAGAAAAGGCACAAGACUGUUUCCAAAAGGAGAGAGAGGAAUUAUCAGUACAGAUCCAGGAAAAGAUAAAUAAAAUCAUCCAGCUGGAAAAUAAAGUGGAAUCUUUAAAUCAUGAGUUGGAGGUGACUAACUCAGAGCUAGAGACCCUCCUACAGCGAAGAGACAGAGAAAACCAAGAAGGAGAGAACUUGGUAGCUAUGUUGAGAUCUGAUAUUGAACUGUCCCAGAAUGAAAGGAAAAAACUGCAGGAAUCCUAUCAGCGAGUUUUGAAAUUAUUUAUGGAAAUAGUAAAGACCACGUUAGCUGUAGAAGACCUUAUCUGUAAGAAAAUUGGUCUCUGUCUUGAUGAUGAUAGUCUGGCAUCUGGAGAUUCUAGAGAAAGUCGCAGCAUGAUGGAAGAAGUGGGAUUCAUACAACAUUUCAAAGCCAGAGAGAAGCAUGACCUAGAAAAAAGUGACCUGCUUGAUGAAACUCUCACAGAACACAACCAGGUAUCUGCAGUGACUGACGAAGGGUCUGACCUGAGUCAGCACUUAUGUGAGAGUGUUUUUGCAAGCCCAGACCUGGCAUUUGAGAAUGAAGAGAUGAUCCUGAAAAUCUGUCACCGUUUGCGCACUGCUGUGGAGAAACUUCUAGAGCUGGUUACAGAAUCGACUAAACAAUUGGAGAAAACACAUGAAAUUCACGCUCACUUUGAGGAAGAAUUCAGCCGUAGAAAUCAGGAAACUGCCCAAGUAGUUAGUCAACAGCACGAGCUAAUGGAGUGUCUAAAUGAGGAAAGUGAAGCAAAGAAUCACUUAGCACUGGAGCUUCACAAAGCAGAAGGUAUCAUUGAAGGCUAUGUAGCUGAGAAAGCAGCCUUAGAAGAAACACUGAGCCUGAAAGAAGAGUCUGAACGUCGUCUUAUUGUGGAACUAGAGACUUUACAGGAACGGUUUCAAGAGCUAACCCAGGAGCAAGCAAUACUCUGUGAGGAGCGGGCUAUGCUAAUAAGUCAAAAGAAAGUGCUGGCUGCCAAUGUAGGAGAAGCAGAAGCUGGAGUUCCUGUUGCUAAUGUAGCACAAAGGGAAGAUCCAGGUUUACUAAAAGAAGUAGAAUUUUUAGCAAAAGAGAAAUUAGAACUGCAGUGCCAGGCAGAGAAAGACCAUUCUAGCUUGCGCUCUCAAAUGAAGGUUUUGGAAGUGGAACUCGAAGAACAGAUGCAUCAAAAUCAGAUGUUGGCAAAGAAGUCAUUGGAGGUUACUGAUCUAAGGCAGCAAAUUCAAGUUCUUGAAAAACAGCUUAGAAAUCAACGUCAGUUCAUGAAUGAGCAAGCUAUAGAGCGAGAACAUGAACGUGAUGAGUUUCAGCAAGAAAUUCAGAAACUAGAAGAGCAGUUAAAACUGUCAGGAAAAUCUCAAACUUCAGGAGAACCCAGACAAUAUGGGAUCUUUGAAUUGACUCUGCAGAUAGAGUCUUUGCAAGCAGAAAUAAAAGAGAAAACGGAUGAUUAUGAUAAGCUGUUAUUAGAAAAGGAGCAGAAAUACCGAGAAGCUACAUUUCGAGAUCAAGAAAUAAAGGAGCUAGAAGAGCGGAUUAGAGAGCUGGAGCGUACCAAUACUGAGGCCUCAAAGACUGUCAGCCGUUUGGAACAAGAACUGCAAAAAAUGAAGAAAAUGGAAACUGAAUUAACACAAGAUAAAGAGGCAUUGCAACAGCAGCAAUACAAUAAUUUGAUCCAGAUCUCUGCCCUGCAGUCCAAGCUGGAUGAAACCAGGCAUAGAGUUCCUAUGGAAGGCAGUCCUGAUCAUGGACUAAAGGAACAGUUACAGGUAGAGCAGGAAGCACUCCAAAUGAAGGAAGGAGAGAUCGUAUGUUUGUUAGAACAGCUAGAACAGUUGAAAGAGAACUUGAUUAACAAAAGUGAGGAAAUCUUGCGGCUGAACGUGCAGUUAGAGAUACAUAAAAAUCUUGCGACUAGCAGUGGCCAGCUUCAAAUAGAGAAUGCUCAUUUGAAGGAGGACCUAGCAAAGCUCCGCGUGAUGCAAAGUCAGAAAUGGGGUAAUAGUGAAUCAGCAGUUUUGCAGUUCCCACAGGCUUUGCUUGAGGAAAAGAAUCAAGAAAUUGAUCAUUUAAAUGAGCAGAUUGAGAGGCUCCAGCGUGAGCUAGAUGGUGCCACAGACAAUAAGGUCAUGGAAAAUGGAAAAUCUGAAAUCGCUGAACUCAGGUUACUUGUUGAGCACCUUCGUGGUGACCAGGAACGACUGCAUAGGGAUAAAGCAGAAGAGGUAGAGCAGCUUCAUGGAGUAAUUGAGAAGCUUCAAAAGGAACUGAUACAACUUGGGCCUAUCUGUCGUGAAGUUAGUGAUAGUCAAGAAAGCCUUAACCUGCUUAAAUUGGAGGAGCAGGCAGAGAACCUUCACAGUGAACUGAAGAAAGGAUCACUAGACAUUCAGGAGCAUUCAGAUAAGAAUAAGAAUACUGUGUUGCUACCUUCCAACCUGAAGGAGAUUCAGGAAGAACUAGAACUUGUCUCUUCUGCUAGAGAAGCCCUGCAGCAGCUACUUGAAGAGAAGGAAGCUCAGUUUAAAAUGGAAAUAGAAAUUUUAGAAGAGAGCCUUCAAAGCAGCCAGGAGUCUUCAAGGCAGCAUUUUGCAGAGUUAGCAUCCCUAAGAAUACAAUAUGAUGCACUACAGGAGGAGUACAACUUUCUAAGAACACACCUCUCCCAAAGUGAUGGUGAAAUGGAGAUUAUGUCCACUCGCAUUCAAGAACUUGAAGGUACAUUGAAAGCAAGAGAAGCAACUCUUUUAGAGAGAGAUCUGAAGAUCAAGACAGUAGCAGAGCAGAGAGUAGUAGAGACAGCUGAAUUACAGCACCUAGCAGAGAAAAUUGCAAUACUUGAAGAUGAAUUGUUAAAAAAAGAUGUGUAUCAGAAAACUGAGGCUGAAAAAGUUCACACUCUUCAGUCAGAAAUCUCCAGGCUUGUUUUCAAGGUUCAAACAGUGAAUCAAAAAGAAGUGGUUUACCAGAGAGAAAUAGAUGAACUUCAAGCAAAUUCUACAAAACUGAAAGAUCAGAUCCAGGAGUAUUUGAAAGAACUCAGUGUCCUGAGCUCUGAAAGAGAUGACCUUUAUUCACAGCUGGAAUCUUUCAAAGAAAAGGAGCCAUGUAAUGAUCAAGAAGCUAAACUUCAUAAACUGGUCUUAAAACAAGAAAGAGGCAUUCAGGUUCAUACAAAAGGAAUGGAGAAAGUGGGAGAAGAAAUUGAAGCAAAUACUGAGCAGUUAUUUGCAGCUGUGGUUUCCCAAAGUGAUAAAUCGAUUCUAGUACAGUUAGAGGCUACAGACACUUCAGAACAUCACAAAGAUCUAAUUGCGAAGAUGACAUUGCAUCAGGAAGAACUGAAGUCUGAAUUAGACUGUGUGAAAAAGCAAUUGGAAUUAAGUGAAGAACAGAGGGAUAAAUUCCUGGAAGACAUACAGGAGAAGGAGGCAGCUAUAGCGGACUUGAAGACUCACAGUGGAAAUCUAAAAGCUCAGAUUAAGCAACUGCAGGACACACUCCUGAUUCAGAAAGCAGAGAUGACAGACAAACCCAGAGAGGAUCUGAAAAAGCAGUGUCAGCAAAUCUUGGCAUUUCAUCAAACUCCAGACUCAAUGAAAUGCAAGUUGAACAAUCUUUUACACAAUACAGCGCAUGCUGAAGAGACACCUCAAGACUUUGAAGGGUUAGUCAUGGAUAUGACUUCAUGGGACUCACCUGAGAUUGUGAGAAAGCAGGAGACAAGCACUGAACUUCAACCAAGUCUUCACUUAACUCCCUUCUCGGAAGUUAAUAGUGUACACAGCACAGACUUUGAAAUGAUGCCCAACAAAUCAUCUGUCAUUGAAGGAGAAACACCUGGACUUUCGGGAUAUCCAAGUCUGUAUGCUAAUACCAAUGAGGGGGCAGUGGCCAGACUAGAUUUAAAGUCUCCAGCUUUGUCUGAAAGUACCUACUCAGGUGCUGAGUAUCAAGAUAUGGAAAAAAGGAUUCUGGUUGGAGACGUUGACGACUUCACUUUAACUCCAUGCGAUUCACAAGAUGACCUAGGUUCAACAAUGUCUGGUCUGGAGGGGGCAAGUGAUGGAUAUGGCAGCCAUACCAGUUCAGAGAUGGCAGCUAAACUAAAUCAGGAGGUAGAAACAAAUGAACACAUAGAUGCUAGUUUCAUGGCUUAUCUGCAGUGCUGCGGAAUAUUUCAAGAUCCAAUGAACCCAGUGAAAGAAAUAGAAACAAUUUCACCACAAUUAAAGUCUGUGCUGAAGAUGGUAUACGAGGACAGUCGAAGAAUACUGGCUUUGUCAGAACAUCCCUUCCCUCUUAGUGAUCAAAAAAGCAUUCAGCAGUCUGUAGCAGCUGAGGGAUGGCAAAAAGAAGGACUAGCCUUGCUGGAUGCAAUACAGUCAUUGAAGGACUACCUUAGAAAAGUGGCAGAGAGAGGAGACAAGGAAUCUUCAGAUACUUGUUUUGAUUGGAGAGGAGAACUUCUUCAGGCAGUUCAGAGUGUGCUAGAGAAGGAACGGAACGUGUUUCAUAUUGACUUGCAGUCACACCUUUGCAAUCCUGGUUCUGGAGAUGAAGGAUCAUUGGUGGAAAAACUGGAGCAUAUUGUAAAACGACAAGAAGAACAGCAGAGGAUAGUUUUAGAACACCUUCUGUCUUCUGAUAGAAAGAGUUUACUUUCUGAGAUACAGGACCUUCGAGCCCAACUACGAAUGACACAUCUUCAAAACCAGGAGAAGCUACAGCAGCUACAGGAAACUCUUAUUAAUGCAGAGGAUCGUGGGAGCAAACAAGAACAUCAACUUCGGAGGAAGGUUGAAUUGUUAGACUAUAAACUUCAGCAGGGGCUAUAUCAUAAGGGAAUUGGUAACUAACAGAUAUGUGUUAAU
Molecule: messenger RNA, 11490 nt
Organism: Pelodiscus sinensis (Chinese soft-shelled turtle)
Lineage: Eukaryota; Metazoa; Chordata; Testudines; Trionychidae
Source: RefSeq, a predicted model, not a curated record